GCCUUGGUAGUUGCUUGGUACCAAGCUGCCACAUGGUGGGGCCAAAGCCCUGCUAAAUAGAUAAGUAGGACUUCAGGUCUUUGGCACCAUCUUGUGGCGUUCCAGAAAGUACAAAAACUGUGAGCAAGCAAGCAUUUCAUCAAAUAACGGAGGAUAGAGUCCCCAAAUAUUGUUUCGAAGAUGUCAAUUUGUGAGUAGGACACUGCAUACUUUUGUGAAUUGUUUGGUGGUGGGCCAUGAGACUUUUCAAAGUAAAAUGUGUGCGGUUUGCGUAUGAAACCUGCGCAAGCAUGGUUGGGUUUCUUCCGGGUACUCCAGCUUCUCUCACAUGUGACGGCGUGCCACUUCUUUUAUCUACCAUCAUAAUAGAAGGCCUGCAGGCUUGCACAGUUGUCCAUUACUUCAAGAGGAGAUGCUUGGAAUACGGCUUUUCAUGCGCUUGUAUGUCUGUCUUCACUGGCUGCUUUAAUUAGAGGCCUGGGGCUUCACUUUGAGCUCCUGUGUGCGCUUGAGAAAGAGCCACGCACGCUCGCUCGCACGCACACACACACUAGUGUAAGUCAUGGUGUGAACCAGUCAGUGAAGAUAGCCAGUGCGCGUCAUUGCGGUCUGCUUUGGAAGGGCUUCUUGGUUGACUCGUACAAGAGCUGAGAGGAUGCGGGACGGUGUCUCUGCUGCCGCUGCUGUUGCUGCUGCCGCCACCCGAGAUCAUGCACCAAUAAAUCCGCGCGGCGUGGAAGCACCAUGGCUGUUGACGUCAGUUCAAGAUGAUACACACAAACACAUCUGCGUGCAAGCCUCCUCCAAAUCUGCUCCAUCAAUCACAGCAUCCAGUUUUAGUUUCUGUCGUCCAGCCGUGGAGUACAGAGCUCUGCCCGACGACAUUAAAGAGCAGCUGAGCGCACGCACGGGCGGCAACCUGACAUGGCACGACGGCCGAGGCCAGAAGGCUGCGGCAGGUCGGGCGGUCAAACUGCUGCAGCGACCGGGCGCCGACGCCUGCCAGUAUCGUUCCAGCGACAAUUACAGCAUCUACAACACCAGCCCGACGCAGCCCAGCUUGGUCCGACCGGUAGUUCUGUGGACGCAGCAGGACGUUUGCAAAUGGCUGAAGAAGCACUGUCCUCACAACUACCUGGCUUACGUGGAGGCCUUCUCCCAUCAUGCCAUCACAGGCCGGGCGCUGCUGCGUCUGAACAGCGACAAGUUGAAGAGGAUGGGACUGGUGCAGGAGACACUGAGGCAGGAGCUGCUCGAGCAAGUUCUUCAGCUACAGCUUCGGGAAGAAGGACGCAACCUGCAGCUGCUCAGCAGAGGUGAAGGUUCCUUUCAAAAGAGGUCAUAAGCGGACGACCAGAAAUGUGGACGUUUUAAGUACUUCAAAGAAAAAGACAUUUUGUGGGUCGUAAUAUUAAGUGCAGGUGCACACUCAACAGACUGAUGACAACAAUCUCUUCUGUUGUGAUUUAUUAUAAUUUGUCUUUGUUGUGUUUAUAUUUGUAUCUGUGGAAACCAUAUCAAAACCCUGAACCUGAAUCAAA
Syngnathus acus (greater pipefish) is the source of this 1541-nucleotide messenger RNA. It is a transcript of the gene samd10a, whose product is annotated as sterile alpha motif domain containing 10a. The transcript is spliced from 6 exons. NCBI's taxonomy places the organism in Eukaryota, Metazoa, Chordata, Actinopteri, Syngnathiformes, Syngnathidae. Gene Ontology annotation, cellular component: cytoplasmic side of plasma membrane. Gene Ontology annotation, molecular function: protein binding. Gene Ontology annotation, biological process: cell surface receptor protein tyrosine kinase signaling pathway. Bases 656 to 1345 code for a protein of 229 amino acids. The record is from RefSeq and is a predicted model, not a curated record.